Strongylus vulgaris is the source of this 188-nucleotide messenger RNA. NCBI's taxonomy places the organism in Eukaryota, Metazoa, Nematoda, Chromadorea, Rhabditida, Strongylidae. The record is from the annotation of a GenBank genome assembly.
AUGUACAGCCAUGAUAAUGUAGUCCGAUCGCGUAAGUUCGAGAAAUUCGAUUAUGGUGAGAGUGGAAAUUUCGCUGAAUAUGGAACAAAAUCACCGCCUACCUAUGAUCUGCGAAAUGUCCAAACGCCAACUUUUCUCUAUUGGAGCAAAGACGAUAUUCUCGCUGAUACGGAUGACAUAAGGUAAGU